Messenger RNA from Phyllotreta striolata, 4172 nucleotides. The record is from the annotation of a GenBank genome assembly. Lineage: Eukaryota; Metazoa; Arthropoda; Insecta; Coleoptera; Chrysomelidae.
GAACAGCGAUCGGUCUUGCCAUGUGAAAAUCUAUCGCGAAUAGAAGGAGACACGAGUAUUUUAAUUUCGAGUGGAUUUUUUUUGAUUUCUUUUUCGAAAAUGGCUUACCGAAAGUACGCCGUCGUGACGGUGUUUUUGUGCGUUUGUUCGACUGGAUUGGCCGAUGAUAAUGCUGCGGAAAGGAAUAGGGAAAAUACCGCAAAACAACAUCCCGAAUUGUCGAAAUUAGUAAAAAAUUGGGCGACCAAACUAGGAGGAGAACUAUGGCACUUCGGCGAUUUGGUUACGAGACAAAAUAGAGUUAGAGAUAGUUUUAAGGAUACUACUCUAAUUGCCAAAGAUGGCGAGGCGUUGCUGAACAUAAUUCACGACAACAUAUCCCAAAUGAUGAAAGAAAAAGUGGACGCCGUCAGAAGGAUAAUGGAUCAGGCGGAACAAAUCGCUCAAGCCCAAAAAGAAUCCGACAUUGAUUUCAACUUUCCUUUCUACAGCGCCAAAAAUUUGACCAAUUCGCUAGACAAUACCACCGAAGAAUCCACUAGGGAACCAGAAGUGCAGGAAAUCCAAGAUGGCAUGUUUGUAUCCGAUGAGGGAAUUCAGGAGCAGCCCUAUCAGCAAGCUCUAGUCCAACCUGAUGAAUUCAAUGGCUUCCAGAGGGACGAAGAUACUGAAUCAUCCGAUGAAACCUCUUCCAAGGACGAGGAUGUUCUUUACCCGGAAAUGGAGGUUACCGAUGGAACUGAACAGGACCCUCAAGCGAUACUAAAUAAAGCUCCCAUAGACAAGUCCCGAUUGCCUUUGAUUCGUAACAGGAAUUUUUACGAUAUACCUGUUAAUAUGAACGUCAGCGCCGUCCAUGUGCCCAGCAAUGUUUACGAACGAUCCAAAGAAGUUAUAGCCGGAAUCAAAUGGUCUGAGGAAUUGGAUAAAACGUUCCGAUCAAAUUAUGAAAUCGACCCAACGUUGUCCUGGCAAUAUUUCGGAAGCUCGACUGGAUUUAUGAGGCAGUAUCCAGCUAUGAUUUGGUCCCAAGAGCCCAUAGACCUCUUCGAUUGCCGCACCAGGUCAUGGUACAUCGAAGCAGCCUCUUCGCCCAAAGACGUAGUUAUCCUUGUGGAUAGAUCUGGAUCGAUGACCGGCAUGCGAAGAGAGAUUGCAAGGCACGUAGUCCACAACAUUCUGGAUACGUUGGGAAACAACGAUUACGUUAACAUUUACACGUUCAGUAACACCACGGAAUCUUUGGUGGAGUGUUUCGAUGAAAAACUAGUGCAAGCUAAUCUGGCGAACGUGAGAGUCCUGAAAGAGAGCAUGGGCAAUUUCAAAACCGAACAGAUCGCCAAUUUCUCACUAGCGCUCGUGACUGCCUUCGAAUUACUUCAAGACUAUAGAAUCAAUCAAAAAGGGGCCAAAUGCAACCAAGCAAUAAUGCUCAUUACUGACGGUGUUCAAUACAACUAUAAAGAAAUCUUCGAGAAGUACAAUUGGGAGUAUUUGCCGUUCAUGAACGUGCGAGUAUUCACCUAUUUGAUCGGAAGAGAUGCUUCCGACGUUAGAGAAGUGAAGUGGAUGGCUUGUGCAAACCAAGGAUAUUACGUCCAUUUGAGUACCUACGCCGAAGUUCGAGAAGAAGUGUUAAAUUACAUACCGGUAAUGGCGAGACCAAUGGUGUUAAAUCCCAGCCACAAGCCCAAUCCAACGUGGAGUCCCGUCUACGCCGACGUCACCGAUCCGAAAUUAACCAAUUGGUUGUGGGUGAAUCGAGAGAGAAACAGGCAAAGGGAGAGGUUCAUGGGAUACAGAAAACUGAAACAUAUGCUCUCAUCGGAUUAUUUGGAUAAAACCUUCGUGCACCAACAGAAAUUGCAUCAAGAUAAUUACGGUGAUACCCAAGUGUACCAUCUGAUGACAUCUGUAUCGUUGCCGGUCUACGAUAAGAAACCUCGACAGGAAAGAGUAGCUAACCUGUUGGGUGUAGCUGGAACUGAUGUACCAAUAGAGCAUAUUCAAAGGCUUAUGCUUCCCUAUAAGCUUGGGGUGAAUGGUUAUGCUUUUAUUGUAACAAAUAACGGCUACAUUUUAACGCAUCCUGAUCUUAGACCUGUGUACCAAGGAAUCCUGAAACCCGCUUACAACAGAGUCGAUAUGAUCGAGAUCGAAAUUCUCGACGACGAUUCCGAUCCCAGGAAUUUCAGCGACGUUAUCAGGGAUUUCAGGAGACAGGUCGUGAUGCAGAAUAGCGGCAACAUCACUUUGAAAGUCAAAGGCCAUUUAGAUGAUAUGAGACGUAUUACUUUCAAUACAAGACACUAUUACUAUAGAGGUAUAAACGGAACUCCGUUUAGUCUUGUGAUUGCUCUGCCCGAUAAGUACGGGUUUUAUAGCAUAGAGGCGAAAGUCGAGAACGAUCUACGUCGUUUAGCCGUUACAGAGAAAAAGUCUCUAUUGAGGUAUUUUACAGGAAAUUGGACCAUUCACCCCGAUUGGCAUUACUGUAGAUACAGGGAUAACCGAAAACAUUUCGAAAAUCCCGAGGAAGAAUUGCUAUACUUCCUGCAAAUUAUGCAAACAACCUCUUGGAAAUGGGCUAAGGGGCCCAAAUGCGAUAGAAGAUUAAUGGUCCAGUUAGUUUCUGAUGUUAAAUUGACUGAUUGGUUUAAUGAAAAUAUUACCACGACCAGUCGAGAAGAAAACGGGGACAACGGCCACAACGGAUACGAGUUCAAGGAAAUAUUAGAUUUUUUCGAAUUGUGCAAGUGUUGCGAGUGCUCAUGUAACAAUUCUUUUUCAUGCAGAGCGGAAUUAGUGAAGAAAAUAGGAAUCGUCGUCGCUUUCAUGGCGACGCACAGCGGAUUGACCAGGUGGCAGAAUUUCCCGCAAAAUAUCGAAACACCCGAACAUGAACCGAACUUCCAUGUUCUGCAUAAUAAGGCUAUAGAUGAAGUUUGGUACAGAAGAGCCGUAGAUCAUCAUUACGUCGAUCCUGGAGACUUUAUUUACGCAGUUCCACAUUACGUAGGCAACGACAGCCACAGUUUAGUGACAGUCAGCAGAGCAGUGUUUAAAGAGGACGAAAAAACGAAAGAGAAAGCUCCCGUCGCUGUUGUUGGAUACCAAUUUUUCCACGGAGCAUUGCAAAAUUUAUUCACGCAAAUUACAAGUAACUGUGGAAACAUUCCCUGCACGAGAACUUGCGCCUCUCAAGAACUCAACUGUCUAGUACUCGACGAUAACGGUUACGUAAUCGUCAGCGACGAUCCCAGGAAUACGGGAUUCUUUUUCGGUAAAAUCAUGCCCGAAGUGAUGAAUAAAUUAGUGGAAGAGAAAAUUUACAAAGCGACCGUAAUGUACGAUUAUCAAGGUUUGUGCGCCGAAGGCCAGGAAUCGGAAAGUCCUGCUUCCACACUACUAACGCCUUUCGCCCACCUAAAGUCCUUAUUCGGCUGGAUGGCAGGAUACUUAGUGAUGUUGGGUCGCACGGUGUUCGGUGCGCAAUUCGAAUCCUUCCCUGUACUAGAGCACUACGAUCACUUCGAAGUGAUGGACGAGAACGAGUACGCGUCUCACGAUCACGAGCACGAUCACUACGAGGAAUCGGAGAUGCCGCUCAGCGACAAGGAAUUCGUGCAGAAAUUCGCCAUCGAAAAGACCAAACCGGAACCCUGCGACACGCAAAUGGCUCUCUACACGCUCGUCCCUUAUACCGAUAGGGAAAUGAGCAGCAGCGCUUAUAACAAGACGAUGGAAGGGUGCACCAGGCCUUACAUCGUCCAGAAAAUUUCGGGCAGCAAUACAAUUCUCCUAGUAGUAAACAGCGUUUGUAUAAGUGAACCAAUUAGUGAUAUCAUUCAAACGCCUGAUCCUGUAGAAGUGGACUAUAACAUGUCUCUAUCAUGUUAUAGAGCUUUGUUCAAUGACUUUCCGAGACGGCACUACAUGAGUUGCAUAAAUAGAAACGCUAACGAAAGUGAAAUAAAAAUUUGCGGAAAAUGCUCUUAUGUAUCGCCCAUGAAGAACAUCUCGAUCUUAUUAAUCGCAUUUUUAUCUCGAAUUUUGCUAUCGUAAAUUUAUUAGGCUAGUCAAAUUAACCUAACAACUGUGAUACAUUUAAAUUUAAAUAAUUCUUAAAAUUAUCAAUAGUGUACUUUUUCAAAUAAUUGUAUAAGUGGAUA